AUCAUAUAGUACUAAUUUUCCAAGCGUCGAAUUUGAUGACCGGCUCUGUUUCAUGUCCGUACAAAAACUUCACCCACAUUUGCCGGUCAAUCUUUUCUGUUCUCAUCUCUAGCUCAGCCGAACUCCACGUUCAAGAUUAGAGGCAAAACCUCACCAUCUCCACCUAGACCAACCCCAACACCCCCCCCCCCUCCCCCCGGAAAAAUCUCACUUUCUUCCACACUCAAAACUCUCUCUCUCUCUCUCUCUCUCUCUCGCACACCUACCUACCUACCAUAAAAACAAGAUCAGCCCUGCCCUACUCUCUUUCUUCUCAAGAACCGUAGACAAACCUCGCUCUCUCUCUCUACUACUACUACUAUAUUUCUCGGUAUACAUUGAUGAAUAAUUUGCUACUUUGAUACUGCUAUGGAAGGGAAAGAAGCGGUAAAGAUUGAGAAUUUUGUUGGAUCGUCAACAUUCCCCGAUCAUAUUCAGAGUUGUUAUUCUCUUCAAGGUGUAUUUGAUUUCUGUGAAGGAGAUAAGAACUCUUUAGGGUUUAUGGAGCUACUGGGUAUGCAGGACUUCAGUCCUUCCUUGUUUGAUAUGCUGCCGGUACCAUCUGUGGUGCAAACUGCAGCUUCUAAUCCAGGUGUUACGAAGAUGGAAUCCCCAGAGGCGUUGAAUCAGCCUGCAACUCCUAACACUUCGUCGAUUUCCUCAGCGUCCAGUGAGGCUUUAAAUGAUGAACCCGUUAAGACUGUGGAUAAUGAGGAAGAAGAGCAGCAGAAGACCAAGAAAGAGUUGAAGCCCAAGAAGACAACUCAGAAGAGACAGAGAGAGCCGAGAUUCGCGUUCAUGACGAAGAGCGAUGUUGAUCAUCUGGAAGACGGGUACAGAUGGAGAAAGUACGGCCAGAAAGCUGUAAAAAAUAGCCCCUUUCCUAGGAGUUACUAUCGUUGCACCAGUGCCUCAUGUAAUGUGAAGAAGAGAGUGGAGAGAUCUUUCAGUGAUCCAAGCAUCGUCGUGACCACCUAUGAAGGCCAACACGUCCACCCUAGCCCUGUCAUGCCCCGUCCGAGCUUUGCUGGAGCUGCGUCGGAGUCCGGUUUCUCCGCAACUGCUUUUGCCAUGCCAAUGCAAAGAAGAUUAUCUCUCUAUCAACAACCCUAUGUCAAUAGCUUCUCACCUUUGGCUUUAGGCUAUAACGAAACUUCAAAUGCUAGUUUUCUACAUGAGAGUCGCUUUUGCACCAGCCAAGCAAGAUCUGCUUUGCUUGAAGAUCAUGGGCUUCUUCAAGACAUGCUCCCCUCCCAUAUGCUAAAUGAGUAGAUGAAAACACGAUUACUGUUUUUGAGUUCCAUUCACUGGGAGUGGGACCGCCAAGGUGUAGAUGGAGGAGUCUUGACUGAUAUAUAAAAAAAAUAAUAUUAUAUAUAGCAUGUAAUUUUCUAGCUGACAGGUCAUUAUAUAUCUCUCUUGAAAAAGAAUCCAACUUCCAUUUACACAAGCUUCUGAUGAUUCACUGUAAGAUGGGAUUCAGACCUCUCUUCGAUGCUAUGGACUAGCUUCUUUCUCGGACUCGGUUUUUUUGGCAACCGGUUCUAACCCCCCUCCCCCUUUUUUUUAUAUAUAAUUUUCCUUUUUAUUUAUUUAUUUAUAUUUCCGCGGCUUUUGGGUUUGUAGGGAUUAUUCAUGAUAUAGAAAAUGAGGUUAUUUCAAAU
This is a messenger RNA of Manihot esculenta (cassava), 1703 nucleotides long. Its product is annotated as WRKY transcription factor 23. Gene Ontology annotation, biological process: regulation of DNA-templated transcription. The record is from RefSeq and is a predicted model, not a curated record. Lineage: Eukaryota; Viridiplantae; Streptophyta; Magnoliopsida; Malpighiales; Euphorbiaceae. The transcript is spliced from 3 exons. The coding region runs from base 409 to 1311 and encodes 300 amino acids. Gene Ontology annotation, molecular function: DNA-binding transcription factor activity; sequence-specific DNA binding.